This is a messenger RNA of Physcomitrium patens, 2751 nucleotides long. RefSeq lists its product as uncharacterized. The record is from RefSeq and is a predicted model, not a curated record. Gene Ontology annotation, molecular function: protein binding. Lineage: Eukaryota; Viridiplantae; Streptophyta; Bryopsida; Funariales; Funariaceae.
GAAGAAACUAGAUGCAACAUGUAUUGGUAUGAAAGCUUUGAGAAUAUUAUCACUUUUAGGAUGUGAGAAUUUAGAAGAGAUACCAUUGGGAUUGAAGAAUCUUUCUAAAUUAGAAGAGUUGUGGUUUAGAAAUUGCAAGAAGUUAAAGAUUGCACAUGAUGCAUUUGAAGGAUUGACAUCAUUGAAUUUGUUAGCUAUGAGUGGAUGUGAUCAAUUAGAAGUGGUACCAAGAAGCUUUGAGCACCUUACAUGUCUUGAGGAGUUAUAUUUGAACGAUUGCAUCAACUUGAAGAAAUUAGAUGCAACAUGUGCUGGUAUGAAGGCUUUGAGAAAAUUAUCACUUUCAGGAUGUGAGAAUUUAGAAGAGAUGCCACUAGGAUUGAAGAAUCUCUCUAAGCUAGAAUUAUUGUGGUUUACAAAUUGCAAGAAGCUAAAGAUUGUACAUGAUGCAUUUGAAGGAUUGAUAUCAUUGAAUGCCUUAUGUAUAAAAGGAUGUGAGAAAUUAGAAGUGGUACCAAAAAGCUUUGAGCACCUUACAUGUCUUGAAGAGUUAUACUUGAAUGAUUGCAUCAACUUGAAGAAACUAGAUGCAACAUUUGUUGGUAUGAGGGCUUUGAGAGUAUUAUCUUUUUUUGGAUGUGAGAAUUUAGAAGAGAUACCAUUGGGAUUGAAGAAUCUCUCUAAAUUAGAAAAGUUAUGGUUAACAAAUUGCAAGAAGCUAAAGAUUACACAUGAUAUAUUUGAAGGAUUGACAUCAUUGAAUUUGUUAGCAUUGAGUGGAUGUGUGCAAUUAGAAGUGGUACCAAGAAGCUUUGAGCAUCUUACAUGUCUUGAAGAGUUAUAUUUGAAUGAUUGCAUCAACUUGAAGAAACUAGACGCAAUACUUGUUGAUAUGAAGGCUUUGCGAAUAUUAUCAUUUUCAAGAUGUGAGAAUUUAGAAGAGAUGCCAUUGAGAUUGAAGAAUCUUUGUAAGCUAGAAAAGUUGUGGUUUACAAAUUGCAAGAAGCUAAAUAUUACACAUGAUAUAUUUGAAGGAUUGACAUCAUUGAAUUUAUUGACAUUGAGAGAAUGUGUGCAAUUAGAAGUGGUACCAAGAAGCUUUGAGCAUCUUACAUGUCUUGAAGAGUUAUACUUGAAUGAUUGCAUCAACUUGAAGAAACUAGAUGCAAUACUUGUUGGUAUGAAGGCUUUGAGAAUAUUAUCACUUUCAGGAUGUGAGAAUUUAGAAGAGAUGCCAUUGGGAUUGAAGAAUCUCUCUAAGCUAGAAAAGUUAAACUUUUCAAAUUGUAAGAAGUUAAAGAUUGUACCUGAUGCAUUUGAAGGAUUGACAUCAUUGAAUUUGUUAGCAUUGAGUGGAUGUGUACAAUUAAAAGUGGUAGCAAGAAGCUUUGAGCAUCUUACAUGUCUUGAAGAGUUAUAUUUCAAGGAUUGCAUCAACUUGAAGAAACUAGAUGCAAUAUUUGUUAGUAUGAAGGCUUUGAGAAUAUUAUCACUUUCAGGAUGUGAGAAUUUAGAAGAGAUGCCAUUAGGAUUGAAGAAUCUUUGUAAGUUAGAAAAGUUAUGGUUUACAAAUUGCAAGAAGCUAAAGAUUGCACAUGAUAUAUUUGAAGGAUUGACAUCAUUGAAUUUGUUAGCAUUGAGUGGAUGUGUGCAAUUAGAAGUGGUACCAAGAAGCUUUGAGCAUCUUACAUGUCUUGAAGAGUUAUAUUUCAAGGAUUGCAUCAACUUGAAGAAACUAGAUACAAUACUUCUUGGUAUGAAGGCUUUGAGAAUAUUAUCACUUUCAAGAUGUGAGAAUUUAGAAGAGAUGCCAUUCGGAUUGAAGAAUCUUUGUAAGCUAGAAAAGUUGUGGUUUAAAAAUUACAAGAAGCUAAAGAUUACACAUGAUACAUUUGAAGGAUUGACAUCAUUGAAUUUGUUAUCAUUGAGUGGAUGUGUGCAAUUAGAAGUGGUACCAAGAAGCUUUGAGCAUCUUACAUGUCUUGAAGAGUUAUAUUUGAAUGAUUGCAUCAACUUGAAGAAACUAGAUGCAGUACUUGUUGGUAUGAAGGCUUUGAGAAUAUUAUCACUUUCAGGAUGUGAGAAUUUAGAAGACAUGCCAUUAAGAUUUAAGAAUCUUUGUAAGCUAGAAAAGUUGUGGUUUACAAAUUGCAAGAAGCUAAAGUUUGCACAUGAUAUAUUUGAAGGAUUGACAUCAUUGAAUUUGUUAUCAUUGAGUGGAUGUGUGUAAUUAGAAUUGGUACCAAUAAGCCUUGAGCAUCUUACAUAUCUUGAAGAGUUAUUCUUGAAUGAUUGCAUCAACUUGAAGAAACUAGAUGCAAGACUUGUUAGUAUGAAGGCUUUGAGAAUAUUUUCACUUUCAAGAUGUGAGAGUUUAGAAGAGAUGCCAUUGAGAUUGAAGAAUCUCUCAAAGCUAGAAUUAUUAUGGUUUACAAAUUGCAAGAAGUUAAAGAUUGCACAUGAUGCAUUUGAAGGACUGACAUCAUUGAAUAUAUUAGGUAUGAGUGGAUGUGAGCAAUUAGAAGUGGUAUCUAGAAGCUUUGAGCAUCUUACAUGUCUUGAAGAGUUAUAUUUGAAUGAUUGCAUCAACUUGAAGAAACUAGAUAUAAUAUUUGAUAGUAUGAAGGCUUUGAGAAUAUUAUCAAUUUCAAGAUGUGAGAAUUUAGAAGAGAUGCCAUUGGGAUUGAAGAAUCUUUCUAAAUUAGAAGAGUUAUGGUUAACAAAUUGUAAGAAGCUAAAGAUUACACAUGA